GCUUUGCCUCCCUGCCUGCCAGUACCACCAUCACCAUCAUCAUCUUCCUGUUCCUGCUGCUCUUUUGUUUUACCAUGUGGCCAUCAUUCAAUGAGGUGAAAUUGUUGCAUCACUGCCUUUACUAAAUCCACUCAGAGUCGUUAGAUGACUACAAGAAACAGGCGCAGACUAAAGUUACACUGAAAGAGCAUCUAAGCUUUAGUGCCUGCACCAAGUGCAAGAUAUUUGAAGUCCUUACCUUCCCUCCCAGCAGAGGUGGUAAGAGGAACUAAUCUGAACUGAAGAUCAUUUCCUUCUCUGCUGAUAAGGUGAAGAAGAACUCAAACCCCAUGAAAUUCCCCUAUUUUUGAAGACUUGAUUUCCAGGAUUUAUCUGUUGCAUCUGCUGUGGUGUUUGAGGCUAUACAGAAUGGCAGAAAGAUUAGAUGGUGUCAAGCAGAGAUGUCACACCAAUGCUCAAGGUAGCAGCCUUCGUUUGCGUGUGUGCAGCAGCCUGGUGCAACCCGGCGCUGACGGCGACUGGGGGCAGACCGGACAGCGGCAAUUUUCUGGACGAUAAACAAUGGCUCACGACCAUCUCCCAGUAUGACAAGGAGGUCGGGCAGUGGAACAAAUUUCGAGACGAUGAUUAUUUCCGUACAUGGAGUCCGGGUAAACCAUUUGAUCAAGCUUUAGAUCCGGCUAAAGAUCCAUGUUUAAAGAUGAAAUGUAGUCGCCAUAAGGUCUGUGUUGCACAGGAUCAACAAACUGCUGUUUGCAUUAGUCACCGAAGGCUUACACACAGUAUGAAAGAGGCUGGUUUAGGCCAUAAACAGUGGAGGGGUGGUCCCAUUUCAUCAAACUGCAAGCAGUGUCCAGUAGUUCAUACCAAUCCUGUUUGUGGAUCAGAUGGUCACACAUAUUCUUCUCAGUGCAAAUUAGACUAUCAAGCCUGUCUCUCAGGAAAACAAAUCUCAGUGAAAUGUGAAGGACGUUGCCCUUGCCCUUCUGACAAAUCCACAAAUGUAGGCAGAAAUGAUAGGAGAGUGUGCAGUGACCUGGAAUUCAGGGAGGUUGCAAACAGAUUGAGAGACUGGUUUAAGGCACUUCAUGAAAGCAGAAUUCAGAAUAAGAAGACCAGGAUUGUUCAAAGGCCUGAAAGAACCAGAUUUGAUACUAGCAUUUUGCCAAUUUGCAAAGACUCCCUUGGCUGGAUGUUUAACAGGCUCGAUACAAACUAUGACCUGCUCUUGGACCAGUCAGAGCUUGGAAGCAUUUACCUCGACAAGAAUGAGCCAUGCACUAGGGCGUUCUUCAACUCUUGUGACACAUACAAGGACAGUUUGAUAUCUAACAAUGAGUGGUGCUACUGCUUCCAAAGACAGCAAGAUCCACCUUGCCAAACAGAACUCAGCAACAUUCAGAAGCAGCAAGGAGGAAAGAAGCUCCUAGGACAGUACAUCCCAUUAUGUGAUGAAGAUGGGUAUUACAAACCAAGCCAGUGCCAUGGAAGCCUAGGGCAGUGCUGGUGCGUUGACAGAUACGGUAAUGAGGUAACAGGAUCCAGAACAAAUGGUGCAGCAGAAUGUGCUCUUGAUUUUGAGACUUCGGGUGAUUUUGCCUCUGGUGAUUUCCAUGAAUGGGCAGAUGAAGAAGAUGAUGAAGGAGAAAUAAUGAAUGAUGAAGAUGAAGUUGAAGAUGACAAUGAAGAUGAAGGAGAUGAUGACAUGGAUGAUGAUGAUGAUCAUGAUGGAUAUAUUUGAUGAUAUUAGAUGGUCCAUAAAUUGUACCUUUCUAAAAUUCACAAGAUGACAUUUCAUAAAAUCCCUUUGCUCUCCAGGAUCAGAAGGAUUCUAACAAACAUGUAUAUUUUGUAUGAUUAUUUCAAACAUUGCAACUGGAGUCAUAGACUUUUUUUGUUAAAUAAGAAUAAUUAUAUUAUGUGCUUUUGAGUUGUUAAAUGCCUCUGCACUGAAGAAAACUCGUGGGAAGUCUAGCCAGAAGAAAGAAAUGUUAUGUGCUACUGAAAAUACAAAUGUAUACAAAUAUACAGACGACCAGUCUCUGAAACUCCAACAAAAGUAUAUUUGCUCUUACUGGAAACUGUGCAUGUCCUCUUCAGAGCACAUACUGUAGCUUAACUUUAGUUCCAUCAGUGUUUUAGGCCCUGUGGGCUUUGAAAAUUGUUCAUUUAAUCAGAAAUGUAUUACAGAAGAAAUACUUUGGUGCAUGAGUACAGUAUCAUCACCAUCUUUAAUUAAGCAAAGGUAUGGAGAAAAACUAUCAGGAGGGAAAAAUAAAGCGAAGUUCUCCAUUGUGUUUGCAUUUGUAGUUAUGCUUAUUUAUUAGGAGAUGGCUAUGUUAUUGGAAGGUCUUUUCAAACGCAGUAGUGUGGACAAGCACCAGUUCUGUAGUUUUGAAGUUUUCUUGUGUCCUUCCUUAUUUCUUUUUUUCAUAUCAUAUAGACUUUAUUGUUGUUUACGUAACCACUGUUUCACCCUUUGUUGUUUCUCUGUAUAUCUCUCUAAUCAGAUGAGCUUGAAAUAUUUUAGGUGGAGAAAAAGAAUUUGCUUACAAUUUACCUUUGUACAUGACUGUAUUUCAGCGUAUUGGCACUUGCCCCAAAGUAGUUUUUCAUAACUGUAUUAUGAUACUUUUUAUUUUAUUAAUUCAGGAAAUAGUUUUGCAUCUUUAUCUUCAUGUUUUCUGUUACCAGUGCAGAAACUUAGAGAACGUAUUGUAAAGGUGCCUUGCCAAAUAGAUAUAGAGAGGUUUUAGCAUGCAUACCAGUAUCUGAUGUUAGGCAAUAGCUAAGCACAUCCAGUUACCAAAUUAAUGCCAGUAUAGGUACUGCUGCUGGAAUGAAGAAAAUGGGUUAUUUUGGUUUUUUUUCCUAUCGUUAUGUAAUUACCAUGUGGACUGGAUUAUAAUUAUUGUGUAGAGUAGCACUUAAGAUUUAACUGUAGAGAAAAUUACUUUAAUCACUGUAUUUAUGUUAGCAUGUUAAUUAAUUGUGUAGACAUUCUGGGGCUCCACCAUCUUUGUUCACAUCAUCUCCAUUGCUUUCUGUCCACAAUAAAACUGAUGUGACCUGUUAUAAUGUAA
Pogoniulus pusillus (Red-fronted tinkerbird) is the source of this 3083-nucleotide messenger RNA. RefSeq names its product SPARC (osteonectin), cwcv and kazal like domains proteoglycan 3 (gene SPOCK3). The record is from RefSeq and is a predicted model, not a curated record. Bases 425 to 1741 code for a protein of 438 amino acids. The transcript is spliced from 14 exons. Gene Ontology annotation, molecular function: protein binding; collagen binding; calcium ion binding. Gene Ontology annotation, biological process: anatomical structure development. NCBI's taxonomy places the organism in Eukaryota, Metazoa, Chordata, Aves, Piciformes, Lybiidae.